This is a messenger RNA of Cynocephalus volans (Philippine flying lemur), 1249 nucleotides long. RefSeq names its product JAZF zinc finger 1 (gene JAZF1). Gene Ontology annotation, cellular component: nucleus. The transcript has 5 exons. The record is from RefSeq and is a predicted model, not a curated record. NCBI's taxonomy places the organism in Eukaryota, Metazoa, Chordata, Mammalia, Dermoptera, Cynocephalidae. The coding region runs from base 71 to 802 and encodes 243 amino acids.
GCCUCCCUCCCUCCCUCCGCCCGCCCGGCGCUCGCAGAGCCGACACCAGGGGGGCUCUCGAUGUAGCACCAUGACAGGCAUCGCCGCCGCCUCCUUCUUCUCCAAUACCUGCCGGUUCGGGGGCUGCGGACUCCACUUCCCCACCCUGGCCGACCUCAUCGAGCACAUCGAGGACAACCACAUCGAUACAGAUCCACGUGUUUUAGAAAAACAAGAACUACAGCAGCCAACCUAUGUUGCCCUCAGUUACAUUAAUAGAUUCAUGACGGAUGCUGCCCGCCGAGAGCAGGAGUCCCUAAAGAAGAAGAUUCAGCCGAAGCUCUCGCUGACCCUGUCCAGCUCAGUGUCUCGAGGGAAUGUGUCCACUCCACCACGCCACAGCAGUGGAAGCCUUACUCCCCCUGUGACCCCACCCAUCACCCCCUCCUCUUCAUUCCGCAGCAGCACUCCAACAGGCAGUGAGUAUGACGAGGAGGAGGUGGACUACGAGGAGUCGGACAGCGAUGAGUCCUGGACCACAGAGAGCGCCAUCAGCUCUGAAGCCAUCCUCAGCUCCAUGUGCAUGAACGGGGGGGAAGAGAAGCCUUUUGCCUGCCCCGUCCCUGGAUGUAAAAAGAGAUACAAGAAUGUGAAUGGCAUAAAGUACCAUGCUAAGAAUGGUCACAGAACACAGAUUCGUGUCCGCAAACCAUUCAAAUGUCGGUGUGGGAAGAGUUACAAGACAGCUCAGGGCCUGCGGCACCACACAAUCAACUUCCAUCCCCCAGUGUCGGCUGAGAUUAUCAGGAAGAUGCAGCAAUAACAUGCUGGUCAUAACUGUGCCAAGAAACCCUCACCAGCAGUUGCUGAUUUUGAAAACAGCCACCUUUUUUUCAGGGGAAGCAUUCAGCAACCCUUUAAAGAAAAAAUUAAAUGCAUGCUUUAAAUUUUUUCUGUAAUUUUGGAAUGAUGUAUCUUUGUAGAGUUAAUGAUUUUGUACAUUUGCACAUGUAAUCAUCAUACCCAUUUUCAUUACUUUGAUAUAAGGUGCUAAACAAAGCUCUAGGUCCUUCAGCACAUUUCCCCCAAAACAAAAUAAAAUUGAAGGCAUGUUGCGUAUCGUUUAGUCGUACUGCAGUGAUAGCAAGUGGGGGGAGGAGGGGUUGGCACUGAGUUUUUUUCAAGAUUGUAAUGUGAUUGAAGUUUUUCAACACAUCAACUCACAUAUGUUCGAAACCAAAAUAAUACCUUCAUUAUCAAACUGGUUACC